AUUCUGCUGCUGGUGCUUGCGUCAGGCCACCGCCAGCAUCACCCUCGACAUCGACAGGCAUCCAUCCGCAGGGAGCAGGAGGAAAAGGGAUGUGGGAGUGUCGCUUCCCCCGGUUCAAGAAAUGGGGGAAGAUGCGACGAUCGAGAGCGAAGAGAUCGUUUUGUGGAUCUGCGCAAUCAAAGGAAUCACGGGAAUGAAUGAAAUAAAUAUGGAAAUAUAGAAUGAGGGCGCUGCUUCUGCUUCUGCCUCUGCUGCUUCUUCUGCUGCCGGUGAUGGCGGAUGAAUAAUGUGUUGGAGAAGCGGGGAGAGAGCGAGGGCACCUUGCACUGCACUCUGUGUGUACUGCACAGCACUGCACUGCGUGCUCGUGGGCCCUCGUAUUGAUCACGCGUGUUUUGUUCUAUUCUGUUCGCUGAGCCGAGACCGAGACUGGGGCCGAGGGAUUGGCCUGGCCUCGAGUCGCUGGACUGGGACCCGGUUGGGUUGGCCAGGGUCGGAUCUGACGUUGGCUGCCUUAGACUGAAGAGGCGGAAAGAAUGAAGGAAAGAAGCAAAUGGCGAAGAAUGGCGAGGGGAAUUUCCGGCCUGGGGCUGGUGGGGGGGAGGAGACUUGACGGGACUUAGAAGGUCAAGCAAGGACAGGGAAAAGGAAGGGCCCGGAAGGUUUGUUCAGGCUUUCUGAGACUCUGCGCGCAUUGCCAUUGCCAAAAAACCAGAGGGAGCAGGUUUUAGAAGAGUGUCUGGAGGAGGGUCGCUUUAAUUCCGCGUUGUUGGGGUUUGACUUUUGUUGGCCAGAAGAGGGAGACGAGUUGCUGCAUUUCCGUGGGACGGGACGGCGAGGAUAGGGAGGAGAGGGAGAGGGAGGAGAGCGAUGCAGGAGAGGGCAGGUGGAGGAGUGGGGUAGAAAGCCGAGCCCCGAGGGCAUUUGGGUUUCGAAAGAGGGGAGGUGUGUAGGCUUCGCCUGACUUCCUCUUCCCGUCUUCCUGGUGAUAAGGAAGAACGAACCAGGACGGGAAGAAGAAGAAAGAUCGCUGGAUUCGUGUGCGAAAUACGAGUCGAGGGGAGGAGGAGGAGGAGGAGGAGGAGAGGAGGAGGAUCUGGUGCGGGAAUGAUCUGUUGAAAAUAAGCCGAGCGGUCAGCGGUCAUUCCCGACGACGUUGGACAUUCGGGCGGUGAAGCGGAAUUGAGGCCCUUGCCUGGCUUCGGCGAAUGCGGUCAUGUUCGACAGGACAGGGCUGGGAUUAGCACCUGCUGGUGUAGAUGCCAAGGCCCGGCGAAAAUGAGGACUUUGUAAAAGCGCUCUCGAAGGGAGAGGGAGACGACGAGGAACAGGGCCAGAUCUUCUUCCUUCUCUAUCUGAGUUUGGCAUGAAAGGGGGAGCAAUUGCUGGACAGGUUGCUAUGAGAUGAUGCGGACAUUUGUAGGGAAAUUUGUGCCCUUGGAAACAGGCCCCGAGCGCUGGCGGUAGAUUGGAUCACUACCACAAAUCAAGAAGAAGCGAGAGGAAACUCAGUGUCAGAAAAUAGAUUCCAGUGGCCUAAUGCGGGAGUCUGAAGAGGGCUUGCGAGUUUCCGUUCUUUAGUCGUAGGCGUUGCAAUGGGAGAUUGGGUCACUGGAGCCGCGAUCAAUAUUAUUGGAAGCAUUGGGAUCAAUUUCGGGACGAAUCUACUCAAGCUAGGUCAUAAUCAGAGGAGAAAACCUCACAGAAGUUUGCAUGUUCCGGCGACAAGACGGGAAAGAUCAGCGGUGCUUGAGGCCGGCGAAUCUGGAGAGAAAACUGUCUCGAGAAAACCUGUUACCCAUUUUCAAGCAUGGCGUUUCGGUGUGAUAGUCUUCUCUCUGGGAAACUGCCUCAACUUUAUCUCCUUCGGAUUUGCCGCACAGUCGUUGCUGGCAGCUUUGGGCUCGGUUCAGUUUGUAUCAAAUGUCGGCUUUGCUUAUCUGGUGUUGAAUGAGACUGUGACUGGAAGGAUAUUGUUUGCGACGGCUUUCAUAGUUGUUGGGAACAUAUUUCUAGUCGCGUUUGGCAAUCAUCAAUCAUCAACAUACACAAAUGAGGAACUUCUAGCUAAUUAUAAGGACCCGCUGUAUCUUGGAUAUUGUGCGCUCCUUAUCUUGAUAGUCAUCUCGCAGCACUUCGUAUACAAACGUGGACGACACUUGGUAAUGACCCGUGGUGAGGAAGCUGUUGGAACAUUUUGGCGGACAAUGGUGCCAUUAUCAUACGCCAUAGUAUCUGGGGCGAUCGGUACUCACUCGGUGCUGUUUGCAAAGUCCCUGUCUAUUCUUAUGCGCUUGACCCUAAGUGGUGAAACUCAACUCGAUGCGUUUUUCACCUACCUCAUUUUUUUCCUGUUUCUUGGGACGGCCUCAUUUUGGAUGGCAAGAUUGAACGAAGGACUUGCGAUGUUUGACGCCAUUCUUAUCGUUCCUAUGUUGCAAAUUGCUUGGACGUUCUUCUCCAUCUUUACUGGCUUCAUUUAUUUUGAGGAGUACCAGGUAUUUGAUGGUCCCAGGGCAUCAAUGUUCGCUUUGGGCAUGUUUGCUCUCUUCUUAGGAAUGUCGCUUUUAGCUCCUCAGACCCCUAAGGGUCACGGGACCAAGUCUGGGCCUCCUACCAAUCCAACAGAGUCUAUACCCCUGAUGGAUAUGGUCGAUGGGCCAAUCGCAUCAGAUCAACGGGAGCUGAAGGAGAAAGAUAGGAAAACCCUUGUUCAGCAUAUACUCAAAGACGCCACGGCGCUUGUGGCGAAGGCUAAGACUACAUGUCAAAUGCUACUGGGGAUGGGUCAAGAUCGAAUCCCUGCGUCCUCAGUGUUCGCAAUGCCUAUGUUGGCAUCAUCACGCAUACAAUGGAAGAGUGCAAACUUGAGUAACGAUUGGCUGGCAAAGUUGUCAACCGAUGAUCAAGAGCUUUCUUUGGGCGAAAGUCUUCAUUCUUCUGCUUACGUAUGAGUCCAUGGAUUGUUCAGGAGGCCACACUGCGUCUCAAUCCUUGUAUUGCUUAACAACCCAGCGGAAAUCCCACACCUUUCCUUUUGUCCUGAAAUUUUUUAUAUAUAUGAAACGACUUUGAGGUUUCGGGAUGAAGACGGGUAUGCUCCGACAGAAAGAAAGAAAGUAUAUAGCUUGUGUCCUUGUGCGCAGCUGGUUAGACUAGGGUGAACUGGACAGUACCAUAAUUUGGUAUAUAUUCUUUGUUGACAUAUUGGUCACGAUCCAUCCAUGUACAGUUGGUAUAUUAGCAUGCCUUGAAGUUGUCGUUGUGAUGAACACCGGUUGAAAAGACUCCUAUCCAUCAGUUUGCCUUGAGCACGGACGAAAGUAGGCUUAUUUUCCCAGAACUGUGAAAAUUGUGUGUCGUGCUUCGACCUCUUGGUCACUAGAUGCAUCCAUUCUUGCACCUGUCUCAAAAUUCUUUGAUAUAAAUUCUUGAAGUAUGUCACAGGGUGCUCGCAAAGAAUCUGAUGAAUUCUGCAUCGAAUGUGCAAAGCUUGACUCUCAUACUUCUCUCUGAAGUUUACAUAAUGGAUCGAGGUACCAGGAUGGUCCUCCUUU
Molecule: messenger RNA, 3557 nt
Organism: Marchantia polymorpha subsp. ruderalis
Lineage: Eukaryota; Viridiplantae; Streptophyta; Marchantiopsida; Marchantiales; Marchantiaceae
Source: the annotation of a GenBank genome assembly